Molecule: messenger RNA, 2364 nt
Organism: Betta splendens (Siamese fighting fish)
Lineage: Eukaryota; Metazoa; Chordata; Actinopteri; Anabantiformes; Osphronemidae
Gene: hoxc8a
Product: homeobox C8a
Exons: 2
Coding region: 372-1124 (250 amino acids)
Biological process (GO): regulation of transcription by RNA polymerase II
Cellular component (GO): nucleus
Molecular function (GO): RNA polymerase II transcription regulatory region sequence-specific DNA binding; DNA-binding transcription factor activity, RNA polymerase II-specific
Source: RefSeq, a predicted model, not a curated record
GGGUGGGAAGCUAAAAAAAGGAAAAAGACAGAAAAGAGCAGCGUCUGUGACUGUGCCGGUCGAGCAAGCCAGCUUUAACCUUAGCAAACGCACCGCCAAAGCACAUGCCAUGAGCCGGGUCUGAGCCUGCAAACCCAGGAAAACACACACACACGCGCGCGCGCGCACACACAGGACUGCGAGAGAAAUCCGAUGAGAGGAACGACUCAGAGAGAGCUGCCGUAGAUUGUCCAAAGGGGCAGCGUUUCUCCCAGUUCCGGUUUGUCUGCCUGUGCGCGCUGUGCGAGUUGGGACCCCAAACAAAAGGCUGCCAUCAUCCUAAAGGAGAUAUUCUACCGCGAGAGAACCCGUCUGCUUGAUGCUAACCAAACAUGAGCUCCUAUUUUGUUAACCCUCUUUUUUCCAAGUACAAAGGCGGCGAGUCACUGGAGCCAACUUACUACGACUGCAGGUUUCCACAAAGCGUUGCCCGCAGCCACACGCUCGUGUACGGACCCGGAGCCGCCGCGCCGGGCUUUCAGCACCCGUCCCACCAUGUGCAGGACUUUUUCCACCACGGGACCACGGGGAUCUCCAAUCCCGGAUACCAGCAAAACCCCUGCGCUCUGGCGUGCCACGGAGACGCGACGAAAUUUUAUGGAUAUGAAGCCCUUCCGAGGCAAACGCUUUAUGGUACCCAGCAAGACGCAAGCCUAGCGCAAUACCCAGACUGUAAAUCGUCGAGCAGCUCUAACCCCGGAGAAGGACAAGGCCACUUAAAUCAAAACUCCUCUCCCAGUCUCAUGUUCCCUUGGAUGAGACCCCACGCCCCAGGACGACGAAAUGGGAGGCAAACCUACAGCCGCUACCAGACUCUUGAACUGGAGAAGGAGUUUCUUUUCAACCCCUACCUGACGCGCAAAAGGCGGAUCGAGGUGUCCCACGCCCUGAGCCUCACUGAGCGGCAGGUGAAGAUCUGGUUUCAAAACAGGAGGAUGAAGUGGAAAAAGGAAAACAACAAAGACAAGUUUCCGGGUCAGAGAGGUGAGGCUGAAGCCGAGGCCGAGGAAGAGGGCAACGAGGACGGUGAAGGGGAAGAGGGCGAGGAGAAAGAAGCGGAAGAGAAAGAGGAGACCAAGGAGUGAUUUUAUGGUCCUUUUUAUUGUUAUAUGGCUGAAAAAGAGAAAGAAGAGGGGGUCCCAUAAACAGACGAAGAGUCACAAGGAGGCAGAAAGCACCAACUUUAUGACCUCCCUUUCAUUUUGUCAAGAGGGAACAGGAAUCCCACUAACAUUGCUGUCAUAAAUAGACAAAAAUUCUCCUUCCUCCAGAUUACCGUACCACGACUCGCAUUUCCAUUUGGAUUUUCUGUAGAGCUACACCCGCUUGUAGCGUUUUUUUUCCUUUAAUAGAAACGUCGUCCUUACCAAAAAAAAGGGGGGGGGGGGGUCGAUUAAAACGCAUGUUAGGUGGAAAACGGCGUAGUUAUUUUUUACAGUUUUCAUUUUUAACGAUAUCAGAAUGAAAAGUAUAGCCAGAACACGACUGACGCCGACCUGUGUUGUAAAUAGAUUAUAGGCUGCAUUUAAAAAUAACACGGACGUCAUUUCAGAGCCUAUAGUAGUAAGUGUUGAACCAUCAUCGCUGCAGUGACAUUGGCGAAGAGCCCAUGUAUAAACCACACGUUUCAUUAUUCUAAUUGCUACUGUUACUGUUUUACUCGUUUUCAUGUGAAUGGCCGACACACACAUAGCCAUUAGAUCCUCAGAUAUGUUUUUAGGAUGACCAGGGAAAUGCAAUCGUUUGAAAUCCUUUGAUGCUACCUAAACCUGGGAGAAUUGCAAUAGAGAUUUCUGAAUAUAGAGAUUUCAUAUGGUUUUAAUUUGAAAGUGUUCUAUAUCUUACCUUAUAUUAUUAAGUUAUGUAUGUAGCAUUUACCCAGUAUACAGUAUACACUUGUUGAAGACAAUUUGUGAGUCUUUGGAAGACACUUAGCUCCAAGCCAAGCAAACCAUUUUGAGAUUGUACCACGGCACUACCUAAACUCAGAGCAUUGCCUUUGCAGAAUUUAUAUUCCACACUCGUGGCACAGCUCUGAUUUGAUCGCAAGCUAUUUCCCCAACAACUAAAACUGCCUAUGACGCACAUUUACUGUGUAUGAUAAUACCUGCUACAAUUAAAACAAUUUUAAAGUGAGGGAAUUUUUAUUUUAAUGUGCUGGUGAUAUAGCGUAGUUGUUUUGCACUGAAUAUAACCUUUAUGUACGUCUUGUUAUAUAUUGAUGUUAACAAUAUGCUCGUUUCCUGGUGUUUCUCCUGUGAAAGACGGAAUUGUGUGUCCCCGCCAUUGUUGAUGUAAAUCACGAAUAAACAAAAUGGCUCACAA